CAAAACAAAUCCCAUGAAGUUAGCUGUGUGGCUGUGCAGUGGUACCCGUGUAGACUGAUGAAAAAUAGGCCUAACAAGUUAGGGAGAGAGUAGGUGUUUCAAUGUCAGUAUGGCUGCAGCUAGAACUCUUCUAGAUCUGCCAGAUGAGCUUAUUAUAAAGAUCUUGGACUGCCUUGAUAUACAAUGUCUGGUUAGAUGUGUGGCAUGUACUUGCCAAAGGUUGAAUCAGCUCUCAAAUGCAGAGAACCUAUGGAAGAAAUUUUCAGACUUGUGUUGGUUGGACAAAGAGAGAAAGCAUUCUUCAGAUUCCUGGAAGGAGAAUUUCCUGGAGUGGCACAGGAACUGGGGCAAGUACAUAACUUGUUACGCCAAGGUCAGGUCUGCUUGGAACAAGAUUGAAAGCGCAUUGGAGGCAAGAAGCCCAGGAACAAGAUCAUCUCUCAAAGGGCCGAUAGACCAGAGUGAGCUAGAUGCAAUAGAAGCCAUGAUGGAUCGCCCUUUGCCUCUAGAAUUGGCUUGUUCCUAUCUUAUCCAUAAUGGCCAGGAUGUCAUUCCUGGGAGGGGAUCUCUGCUUGGGAACCUAGAGGUCUAUGACCAUCACAGCAUGGAGGUAGCAGUGCCACUGGCAUUCAAUAUUAAGAAUGCCCUGCCAAAAAUAGGUAUGUUAGCAUUGAGUUGGUGCCCCUACACAAACUAUGGUCAGGUUGUGUGCGUGAGUGAGAAAGUGGGUCUGCCUAUAGGAUGUGUCUACUAUCUCACCCAGGUAAGGAGACAGAAGUUUGCAGGUUAUUUUGUGGAGGCAUCAAACUACAUGGAAUGGUUAGAGAAACUCGCUACCAAGCUUGGAGAUCCAGAACUCAUUGUUUCUUCAUCCAAAAUCACUAGGUUUUACCAUGAACCAUCAUGUGUUGCCGUGACAAGAGAUGUGAAGGUUACUGUGUCAACGUCAUUUGUACCAAGUCUCAGUCACAUCUGGAAGAACAAUAACAUGAGGACUCUGUUUGCAUAUCGGAUCUCCAUGACGAUGGAUGAAAACGUACCAGCCGACAGAUCAUGUAGAUUACUUAGCCGGCAUUGGGAGAUAACUGAUUCCCAGGGACAGUAUCACGAGGUCAACGGUGAGGCGGUGAUUGGACUAUACCCUGUGAUGAAGCCUGGGGCUAAGUUCUCAUACUGUAGCUGGACACCACUCGAUAGUGAUGGUGGUUUCAUGGAGGGUCAUUUUACCUUUGUUAAUCUUAAAACCGGUGAGAACUUUGAUGUGAUAUGUCCUCGCUUCAACUUCAAGUGCCCUGAGAUCAUCCUGUCCAGUGGUGACAUCGAUGAUGAGCAGUUCGAAUCAGAAGACGAUGUCGAUGAUGAAGAUGAUGAUGAAUAUUGAAACUUCCUAUCGCAUGAUGACAAUAAAUUCAAUGGUGAUUGUGAUGUCAUAUUGAAAUCUUUCAGAAUUUUUAUUAGACUGAAUGGUUAAUGUUGAUGAUGAUGCUAUCAUAAAAUCAUAUCGGAACUUGAAAUGCUGAAUAGUUCAUUCAAUGAGGUGAUUUUCUAAUCUCCAUGUUUAUAAUCCAUCGCCUUCCCGCAGAAAGGCUGUUAACGUAUUUUGGCGCCAAAACAUGAAAUUUGUUUUAUUGCAAAUGGAAAAGCAUGUCACGAAAUUUUUUCUGUAACCAUUCUUGAACCUUAAUUUGAUGUCAUGACAUAAUAAGAACAUUCCCAUGUGCUUUAGCACAUAGAUACGUCCGUAGUCUGGGAACAAGACGCUUCUCAACGUGCGUGCGCACAUAGAUCGAUUCGCGCUAGCAGCCUGUCUGCGGUCACUGGAUCAGCGGAUUGCGCAUUUUUCUUCCCGGGAAAAGGGCGUAAGGUAUUUCUUCUUACGAUUAGAAAGCGUUCAGAGUGUUUUAAAUAGAACAAUAAAAAUAUCAAUGAAGAAAACAUCUUGCUUUAUCAGAAAGUAUGAGAAUUAAGACAGAAAAUAAUACACUAGCUGCUUACCCGUUAUUAAUCGGGGGGGGGGGUCAAUUUGACCCCCUUCAACAAAUUUCUUCACUACGAUGUCACGCCGCUCGCUGACUUUUUAUUUUCAAGUCUUGCGCAUCUUUUGCGACCAAAUUUGUAACGCCCGGGUACACGGUUCUGAAAUUACACAACAUUUAAUAAGUGCAUGUCAGACCCAAAAUUGCUCAAAACGUGAUUCCGUGUACAAAGUCAAUAGUUCAUUCAAUGAGGUGAUUUUUCUAAUCUCCAUGUUUAUAAUCCAUCGCCUUCCCGCAGAAAGGCUGUUAACGUAUUUUGGCGCCAAAACAUGAAAUUUGUUUUAUUGCAAAUGGAAAAAGCAUGUCACAAAAUUUUUUCUGUAACCAUUCUUGAACCUUAAUUUGAUGUCAUGACAUAAUAAGCAAAAACAUUCCCAUGUGCUUUAGCACAUAGAUACGUCCUUAGUCUGGGAACAAGACGCUUCUCAACUAGCGUGCGCACAUAGACCGAUUCGCGCUAGCAGCCUGUCUGCGGUCACUGGAUCAGCGGAUUGCGCAUUUUUCUUCCCGGGAAAAGGGCGUAAGGUGUUUCUUCUUACGAUUAGAAAGCGUUCAGAGUGUUUUAAAUAGAACAAUAAAAAUAUCAAUGAAGAAAACAUCUUGCUUUAUCAGAAAGUAUGAGAAUUAGGACAGAAAAUAAUACACUAGCUGCUUAACCGUUAUUAAUCGGGGGGGGGGGGGUCAAUUUGACCCCCUUCAACAAAUUUCUUCACUACGCCGUCACGCCGCUCGCUGAUUUUUUAUUUUCAAGUCUUGCGCAUCUUUUGCGACCAAAUUUGUAACGCCCGGGUACACGGUUCUGAAAUUACACAACAUUUAAUAAGUGCAUGUCAGACCCAAAAUUGCUCAAAACGUGAUUCCGUGUACAAAGUCAAU
Molecule: messenger RNA, 2912 nt
Organism: Lytechinus variegatus (green sea urchin)
Lineage: Eukaryota; Metazoa; Echinodermata; Echinoidea; Temnopleuroida; Toxopneustidae
Product: F-box only protein 3-like
Exons: 11
Coding region: 110-1381 (423 amino acids)
Molecular function (GO): protein binding
Source: RefSeq, a predicted model, not a curated record